UGCUUCAUACACUUCUGCCCCGGUCCGAUCACUGGCGAUCGCAAAUUGGCCGUUAAGUUUUGCUGACCGUUCAUAGAUGGCGCGACCCUUCCAAUCCCGCCGAAGUGGGCGGUUUAGCACUCCUAUGAAACGUGUUGUUUUGCAGACGACGCGAGCUCUGUGCGUAGCGCGGUGGCUGUGAGUUGUCCGCGGCUCCUUGUUUGCUCCCGUAUUGCUUACGAGUCGUGCGGUGCAGUUAGCCGUUCAGUGCCGUUUUCGUGGCGGCGUAACUGCGACAGAGACGAGUUGUGCCGCUGAGGCAAGGAUGCCGCGUUUCCGUCGGCAUUGGAUACUCGUCACAGGCGUCGCCCUUCUUUGGUGCUGCCAAAGCCACGGUGGCGUCUGCUGGGCCGCUUCCACGAGACGUGCGUCAGGACCGGGCCGCACCACCAGCAGUGGUGACGUGGCUGCAACAAGAGGUUCCGGCUCGUGCCAAAAUGAGGAGGUGUCGCAGUGCGUCAGCAAGCUGGACCUGCUGUCUCAGAACAACAGCCUCGCCUUUGCAACCACCGAGGACGAGCUGAAACGCACCUGCUCCCACCUGACGGGCGCCUUGGAUUGCGUGAAUGCUUUCACACGGCGCUGCUUCAACGAGAAGCAGCAGGAGGUCUACAAGCGACUAACCAGCGGCGCAGCUCAGCUCAUCGAAGAUUUCUGCCGGGAAGGAUCUCGAUUCAGGAUCACAUAUCUGAAGCACUCCAAGUGCUACAAAGAGCUGCAAGACGACUACAACAAGUGCGCCUCGAUCUACGUGGCUCAGCGGGCCAAGCUCCAAGAAAAGAAGCUCAGUGCUCAGGACAAAAUACGGAAUUCGUGCUGCCAAAUGGACGGCUACAAACAGUGCGCCAAGGCGGCUGUGCUCCUGCGCUGCGACGUGGAAGCAGCAGAACUCGCCGAAGACAUCAUCGUCAAAGCCGGUGGCAACCUCGUGUCUACGCAUUGCUCCGAAUACCGCAUAGACGAGCCCAGCUGCAGCGGUUGUUCCACGUGGGUCGCCAUUGCGCUGCCGGCAAUUCUAGCUUUGACGGCCUGGCUGCACCUCUUAAGAACGCUGUAGCAGUCAUUCUUAGUCCGUCGGUAAACUGUGCAGCCUGGAAAGACAAAUCAUGCUUACUGAUCCUGCCAUGCUUCGGUAGGGAAGCAUUGAAAAUAUCGAACAGUGACACCCCCGGGUACAAUCCUGGCAUCAGUCGAACUGUACAAUGACAGUGCUCGGUGUCCGGCGACUCGUUUUCUCCUUCAAGGACUGCAUCUUUUAUUUUUAGGAGCGAAGCUCCUUAGGCUCUCACGAUGUCCGUUGUCGCCGUCGUCGUCGUAGCUCCCUGUCGCGCACGCAGCGCGCAUACCGACCGCGCACAGGUGUUGCGCUGCGCCGGCGCCGCUCCGAACCUCUCCGAGCAAACGCACGACGUCAUGCGCAGAACUGUUCGCAGAGCGCACGCAGCGCGCAUACCGACCGCGCGCAGGUAUUGCGCCGGCGCCGCGCCGCUGUCGCUACACUUAGCACUGCAGUAUGGAGGAGCACAAGCGUAAGUGCAAACGUCGUGACUCUGAUCCUACACUUCGAGAACGAGACGCGGCAGCCCAACGUCAACGCCGUGAAACUAACCGCGAGUUACGAGCACGAGAAGUAGCAGCACGCCGGCAACGGCAGCAAGACGCCGAAGCGAAAGCUCGAGCAGCAGCCGUAAUCGUCCAAGGAGCUUCGCUCCAUCUCCAAUUUUUUCGUCUCAUCAUAGUUGUCCGCCAGAAUCGAGGAUGGGGCUGCAGAGACCAGCAGUGGCAAUACAGGUGUUUGGUUCACCUGAUGCUCUGUGACUCUCUGAAAGCGUGUGCAGCCACUCGAGGCGUUCGUGAUUUGUGAGCACUGCAUCGUUGAAGUACGUGUGACGACGCAUUCGGAGUACACCAUGCUCUUCGAGGCCUUGAAACAACCCCUGCUAGUGCCGGAUGCCUUUAGACUACUUUUGACUCUGGGAUCACAGUCCUGCCAAGUUUGAUGAGCUACCACAAUAACCGAAGUUGGUGGGCCACAAAAGGAACCUCCAUCUAAGGCAUAAAUUUUCAUGGAGACGUCAGGUUCUUCACCUGUGUUAUAGGCCUCCAAAAUUACAUUCACUGAUAUGAAUAGAAGCCAGGUUUUGAGAAUAGUGGGCACUCAUUCAACGGGAAGAAGAAAGUGAAUCAAGACUGUGGUCCGCAAUGGAACCAAAAUUACUAUGCUCGCUUAACCCCUUUCGCGAUUUUGUCAUUAUGAAGACCGUUAGUUCCGCGAGCGAGACAUGAGAAAGACAACUUCAGUGGUCUCCAGUGUAGCAAGAACACUCGCACGUCGGCACACAUUUCCCUACGAGUAGAACCCAAACUUUCAUAAUCUGGCGUGAAACGACAAGUGGUAUACGCUGCCACGGCUCCAAUUAAGGCACCCACUGAACUGAACGUGCAGGCUUCCAAUUCCAUCACAGAUGAUAUUUGCUCCUCUUUCUUCAAGCACAGAAUAUUAAUAAUUUGUUUGUGCUGCUAUGUUGGAAAACAUUUAGAAAGAACGUGACGUCUGUCAGUUUUGUGGCAUUCGGCUGUCCAUUCAAUGGAUCGCAAGAAAAAAUUAUCAUCAAGCCUACAUGAGCAAGAACAAAGCGACAAACAGAGAUCCAUUGUGAUCUGUCUGAUCGUAAACCACCCCGCUGGCGUUCGAAAGCGUACAUUCGAAGACUAUGUCACGUUCUGAUUAGCACAAAAGCACAAGGCUGAACAGCGCACUAAGACGUUACAGAAGACCCGCGAAGAAAUGCCAUGUUCAAGCUCAUCCCAGGGCUAUAAUUUGAAGUGCCCAGAUAUUCGCGAGAGAAGGUUGGCUAGAACCACGGACAAGUAAAUGCUACUGUGCCUCAGUUCCUUCCGAGCUCCUCGGGGUUAAAAAACGCACUUAUUUUCUGGAGAAGUCGCCAUGUCGUCCAUUGCCAUAAGUUCUCGAUAGAAGCUGCCCUUGGUACACAGCCGCUUGUGCCAAUAGUGCUGCCUGUGGGAUUGUCAGCUCUGUGUUGUGUGUCGCGAUAGCAAAAGUGGUGCGGCUGCGGGUACACCGACGUAUGCCAGAUGAAAGACGACUUGGGUGCGUGAAACAUCCUGGCAAUGUGCUCGGUUCCGGCGACGAAGUGUUCGCUGACAAUACGCUCGGUGUGCUUGGAACGUCGACGGCAACAUUGUGGUGCUUGUCGAAUCUGCUUCAAGCACGUGCAACGGAACUUCGCGCGUUGUGCUUCUCCGCAACAACAAAUACUCGUACUUUCUCGGCUGCGUACUAUGGGAAACUGACAGGAAAUCACGAUGGUGCAUUUCCGAUGUCUCCCGGAGGAACUCCGCAGUGCCCUUUUAACUGUCACCUUUUGUUGGUUGAGUGAUGAUGUUAAACUAUAGUUCAGACAUUCAGAAUUUGUUUUCUUUUUUAUAGACCGUUUAAUAUUGCGGCGCUUCGACAAUUAUAUUUCUGCGUUAGGGACAUGAGAGAUUGUCUUGCAGUUCAGAUAAAGUUGAAUGUUUGAAUUUAGCUACACUGUAGUCACAAUAGGAGCAAGCUUUUAUUUCUGUGACAUUGUAAUUUGAUAAGCACACAGAGAACAUUUUAUUUUUGUGAAAAAUUGCUGUGGAUCGUAAAUUUAGACGCCUAGGUAGAGGAACUUCCGUCGAUACAGCAUGAACGCUGUGCUCAGACUAUCCCACCUCUGUUAAGUUUUCGUCUGGUGUUGCUAAGCGAAAUAUAGCACGGGCCAUUGUUUUGAUUUACUUAUGGCUGAAAAUAUUUCAUCGUUGCUUACUACAGAUAUAGAAUGUGGAACGCAAAAUAAUAAAUAAUUUGG
Molecule: messenger RNA, 3896 nt
Organism: Dermacentor silvarum
Lineage: Eukaryota; Metazoa; Arthropoda; Arachnida; Ixodida; Ixodidae
Exons: 5
Coding region: 305-1096 (263 amino acids)
Source: RefSeq, a predicted model, not a curated record